AUGGGAAUCGCGUACAUGUUUGGAGGGCUCUUCUUUCAGGUAGCCUACAUUCUGGCGCUUACCGUCAUCUGCUCCCGCGAUUUUCUGAGUUUUUCUUGUUACAAGCUGAUGGCGACACUUGGCUUCAUGGAUCUACUAUGCACUUGCUUCAGCGCACAUCUUUCCGGGUUUUUCUAUAUCGUCGGGGCGGAGUACUGUAUGUACCCGCGGCUACAGUACGUCAGUGGAGCUGUUAUUGUUGGCUCCUUCGCUACCGUUUGCCAACUCUCCAAUGUACUUGUAAUCAAUCGUAUCAUCGAUUUUUGGCGGCCACCGUUGGGAAGAUUUUUGUUUGAGGGGGCUCAAACGUGGAUCUACAUCAUCGUUAUCCUCGCCUACGGAUUGGUGGCGAUUUGGAAGGCUCCACCCGUGGUAUUCAGCGCGGAUUACGGAGCCUGGAUCUUCCAUCCACUUAUUCCGGGCAAGCUGGAUUAUCAGUACGCCUCUCUCUUCCAAACCGUCAACAACCUGGUGACAUCAGCUGUUAU
This is a messenger RNA of Mesorhabditis spiculigera, 527 nucleotides long. NCBI's taxonomy places the organism in Eukaryota, Metazoa, Nematoda, Chromadorea, Rhabditida, Rhabditidae. The record is from the annotation of a GenBank genome assembly.